UCAUAAUUUUUCUGCAUGAAACACUCUUGUCACUCCUUCAUUCACAAAACAUGAUAGUUUUAGGCACUAUUCACUUCCUUUCUCUCUCUCUUUUCUUAUUCUACCCUUUCACACUCCUUGAAGCCUAUGCCCCAAUUGAAAACUUUAGCAUCGAUUGUGGAUCCAACGCCAACUCUUUCGAUGGUGAUAGAAGAUGGAUAAAAGACACAAACUCAAAACUCUUGUCCCUACACCACAACCAAACCAUCACUGCUCAAGCUCCUUCAAUUACCAACCAAGCCCCAUACUCCACAGCUCGUCUUUCUUAUUCACUAUUCACCUAUUCUUUCAAUGUCACUUCAGGCCCAAAAUUCUUGCGCCUUUUCUUCUACCCAGAUUCAUACCCUGGGUUCCAUCGCUCUAAUGCUUUGUUCACGGUUAAAGCUGGUGGGUUCACACUCCUCAAAGACUUCAACUCUUCACUCUUUGUUGAUGUUGACACUGACACCUCUCCUACCAACACCAUCUUCAAAGAAUACAUCAUUCACGUAGGUGAUGAUGAUGAUGAUGAUCAAAGCCUCAACUUAACCUUCACUCCCUCUUCAAAAUCUUAUGCUUUCAUCAACGGAAUUGAGAUCGUGUCCAUGCCCUCUUACCUCUAUUAUAGUGAUCCCAACGAUAUCUUCAACCACAUAAUCAAAUUCGUGGGUCACUUAGACUCAUUAUUCACAAUUGAAAACAACACUGCCCUUGAGACACAAUAUAGGCUUAACUUUGGAGGUAGAUAUCUCCCACCCAGACAAGACUCUGGCAUACUCAGAAGCUGGGAAAGCGAUGAUACGCAUUAUCUAAGCUCUUCGAGUGCCGAACCCAUAGAUUUAUCAGGCAGGGAUAUUCGUGUUAAUCCUGAUUAUAUAGCACCCAAAGAAAUGUAUGAGACAGCAAGGUCCAUGGGUAAUAACGCCACUCACAAUAAGAUUUCUAAUCUGACAUGGGAAUUCCCAGUUGAUUCUGGCUUCUACUACUUGGUAAGGCUUCAUUUUUGUGAGAUAUUCUACCGACAAAUCAAUGAAAGAGGCGACAGAGCAUUCUACAUCUACAUAGCGGAACAGAUGGCUGAGACCCGUGCGGAUGUUCAAAUGUGGAGCAAUGAGAACAACAACCUUACUGUGUACAGAGAUUACGUUGUGUUCAUUCCUAAGAAUAACGAGAAUCAUAAAAAGUCAAAUUUGUCACUCCAAAUGCAUCCUCGGCCAGCUGAUUCGACUCUUUACAGCGAUGUAUUAUUAAAUGGGCUCGAAGUGUUCAAAAUCAGCAACCCUAAUGGAAGUAACCUCGCUGGACCCAACCCUGACACUGUUCUAUUCACAUCCCCCACAACCUUGUACGUUCCAAACCCCAACAAGAGUUUUCUCAACCCCCUCAUAGGAAAACUUGUGGUUGUUGUUGGCGGGCUCUCUGGGGUUGUUUUUCUCUCCAUGGUUGCUUUCUUCUAUCGUAAAUGGGGUCAACAUACAGAGUCCAAGUCAACCUCGUCGUUACCGUCUGAACUCUGUCGUAGGUUUUCAUUGGCGGAAAUGAGAGAAGCCACUAACAACUUCGAUGAUGCCUUAAUAACUGGAGUGGGAGGAUUUGGUAACGUGUACAAAGGGUACAUAGAUCACCGUGGUCCUUCAAUACCCGUUGCGAUCAAACGGUUAAGACCCGGUUCACGACAAGGGGCCCACGAGUUCUUAACCGAGAUUCAAAUGCUUUCUCAGCUUCGUCAUCUUCAUCUCGUGUCACUGGUAGGGUAUUGUUCCGAGAGCCACGAGAUGAUUCUGGCCUACGAUUUCAUGCCACGUGGAACCCUCCGUGACCAUCUCUACCACAAUGAUAACGCUCCUCUUUCGUGGAAGCAACGGCUGAGAAUCUGCAUGGGAGCGGCGCGUGGGCUGCAUUACCUCCAUAGAGGCGCGACGGACAGCAUCAUUCACCGCGACGUGAAGACCACGAACAUUUUAUUGGAUGCGAAAUGGGUGGCUAAGGUUUCGGAUUUCGGGUUGUGUAGAGUGGGGCCCAGUGGGGUCUCGAAGACCCACGUCAGCACGGUGGCCAAGGGUAGUCUCGGGUAUUUGGAUCCUGAAUAUUAUAAACGGUCGCGAUUGACUGUGAAAUCUGACGUGUACUCUUUUGGGGUGGUUUUGUUCGAGGUGCUGUGUGCGAGGCCACCUUUGAUGAAUUGCGUGGAGAAGAGACAGAUGUCGCUUGCUGAAUGGGCCAGAGAGUGCUAUGAAAACGGAACCGUUGAUCAGAUUGUGGACCCCGUGAUCAAGGGCGAGAUUGCGCCCGAGUGUUUGAAGAAGUAUUGUGAGGCUGCAGUCAGUUGUUUGCUUGAUGACGGGGCACAACGACCGUCCAUGAACGACGUCGUUUGGAUGCUGGAGUUCGCGUUACAACUCCAAGAGGAUGGUGAGGUUGAUGCAGAGACUUUCAGUGAAGAACAAAUAUCUGUUUCUAGUGAGAGCAGCGCGCAGAGCAUGCCCAUGCUAACGAAGAAUUAGAAGGUUGAUUUUAUGAGAGUUUAAUUAUGAUUAAGAGUUGUUUUGGAUAAGAAAAAUUUUUUAAGUUAAAAAUCAUCUUAAAGGAAACUACAUUUCAACAAGUUUUGAGGGUCAAGAAGGAGUUAAAGAUAAACCUAAACAUAAGAGAAUAUUGGAAGAUCUUUGGUUUUAAUUAAAAGGAACAC
Molecule: messenger RNA, 2707 nt
Organism: Abrus precatorius (Indian licorice)
Lineage: Eukaryota; Viridiplantae; Streptophyta; Magnoliopsida; Fabales; Fabaceae
Product: receptor-like protein kinase FERONIA
Exons: 1
Coding region: 51-2522 (823 amino acids)
Biological process (GO): protein phosphorylation
Molecular function (GO): ATP binding; protein kinase activity
Source: RefSeq, a predicted model, not a curated record